Molecule: messenger RNA, 1725 nt
Organism: Erpetoichthys calabaricus (reedfish)
Lineage: Eukaryota; Metazoa; Chordata; Cladistia; Polypteriformes; Polypteridae
Gene: gtpbp6
Product: GTP binding protein 6 (putative)
Exons: 10
Coding region: 75-1712 (545 amino acids)
Cellular component (GO): cytoplasm
Molecular function (GO): ribosome binding; GTP binding
Source: RefSeq, a predicted model, not a curated record
UUGUACCACACAGGCAAACAGCGGACGCAUGUUGAAGACACUUUACCUAUGGAAGUCUUCAGGUUGCGUGUAAAAUGUUAAAUUUUAUGUGCAGGGUGACAAGUAUCAGCGUCAGGUUUCUCUUCAUAAAUACCCACGCUCCGUGUAAGCUUGGUACAUCUAGAGCCGGUCUGUCAAUUUAUACGACUCGUAGCGUAGCGUUGCAAAACGCUAGCACGGUCGUCGGGGAGCGGUGCCUAUCUCCACAGAAGUGUACUCAAGACAGAAGCCCUCCCUGGAAGGGAUUUCAUCCAGUUCAGUUAAGAUGGGCCAGCAAAUGCUAUUUUUCAACCAGUCAUGAUGAAGGAGAAAAUCUGGAGGAAGACGACAAUGAGCUGCUUUUUGAUCGGGAAGUGGAAGAGCUGUUUGAAGGGCACAAACCCAGGACAGUCGGGGAUGUGGCGCACCGAGUCUUUAUUGUCCAUCCUGACGUGAAAUGGGGACAGAAGAAACAGAGUAACACUACAGCGGAACUUCAAAUGGAUGAAGCAAUUGGACUAGUAAACACUUUGCAGAACUGGUCAGUGGUGGAUAAGAUGAUUAUUUCUACAAAAACACCGGAAAAGAAGAAAAUUUUUGGAAAAGGAAACUUUCAGAUUUUAACAGAAAAGAUAAGAAGCUUGUCACAAAUAACUGCAGUCUUUGUCAAUGUAGAAAGAAUAUCUUCAUUAACUGAAAAAGAACUUGAGGAAGCUUGGGGCGUCAAGGUGUUUGACAGAUAUACAAUUGUUCUUCACAUCUUCCGAUGCAAUGCACGAACUAAAGAAGCAAAACUGCAGAUUGCUUUAGCAGAAAUUCCACUAAUAAGGUCUCGUUUGAAAAAUGAAUUGUCCGCCUUAGAUCAGCAAAGAGGUGGAUCCCGGUACAUCAUGGGCUCAGGGGAGACAUUCAUAGAAGUCCAACGUCGGCUACUAAAGGAGAGAGAAUUAAAAAUCCAAAAUGCCUUAGAGAAAUUGAGAAAGAAGCGGAUUCUUCUUCGGUCCCAAAGGAAGCAACGAGAACUGCCUGUUAUUGCCGUUAUGGGCUACACCAAUUGUGGAAAGACUACUCUAAUUAAGUCUCUCACUGGUGACAUGAAGCUACAUCCUCGAAACCAACUUUUUGCCACUCUUGAUGUUACUGUCCAUCCUGGUGUUCUUCCAAAGCAUAUGACAGUCUUGUUUGUUGACACCAUUGGAUUCCUGUCUCAACUUCCUCACCAGCUAAUAGACUCUUUCUCUGCCACUUUAGAGGAUGUGGCCCAUUCUGAUCUUAUCAUUCAUAUCAGAGAUAUCAGCCAUCCUGAGACUUUAAACCAAAAGGUGGAAGUAUUAAAAGUUCUCCAGAAUCUACGACUUCCAAGUCACCUGUUAGAUUCAAUUGUUGAAGUUCAUAAUAAAACUGACCUGAUUAAGAGUUAUCAAUCACCUGAUCCAAAUGCUGUGGCAGUAUCUGCUCUUCAUGGACAAGGCCUGGAUCAGUUAAAGUGCAAAAUAGAAGAUGCAGUUCUGAAAGUAACUGGAAGACAAACAAGGACUAUUAAAGUUGACCUUGCUAGCGCCCAGUUAAGCUGGUUGUAUAAGGAAGCCACGGUCCAGAAGGUGGAUGUUUUACCAGACGAAGGUGCAGCCAGUGUUGAUGUCAUCAUCAGCUCAUCUGCUUAUGGACGUUAUAAAAAGCUUUUUCAAUGCUGAUAUACAAUACAAA